CUGUGAAAAAAGACGUCGAACCGGGUCAAUAAGCUUGCUCUUGGGUGCGAUAGGGAAUCUAAUACGGAGAUUGCGCGUGGGUAGUACUAUGGGUAGAACUUUUGCACGCUCCGCAGACGCAAACCAUUGCUCACGAAUCAGCAGGUUCUUUGUGGCUUGCCCAUAUUACCAGUAUCACACCGUUACUUCGCAAUAUUUUCACCUUCCGGCUUUGCAGAACUCUCUGCCUUGUCGCUCACAACACACGAUACCCUGUGGUGAAGUGCAAAGUGAAUACGAUCGUGCUUUCGCAAGCAAUGAACCUCAGCGCCCUGCAUACUAUCAAAAACUCGUGAACGAUGUUGUUGAGCACAUGGCGCUUUUGCUCAGCAGAGGAACGCCUCGCUUGGAUGGCUACCUGCGAGUUAUUCUCAAUACCAACAAGGCUUCGAGCGGUCUUGUCAAACUUGUUCACAAAACGAGGCAAUUUACUCAAACUUCGUUGAUGCGACAACUGGUUUAUGAAAAGACUAGUGACACUCCCCAUCUUCUUUCUUCGGAUAUGGUUGCUGCACAGUCUAUGAUGAGGGCGGAGGCAGCUGCCUUCGUGCCUCGCAUGCAGCGUCCCAAAGAUGGUGUAGAGAUUCGUCCGGCCGAGAAGGAGAACUUAAAUCCGGUGCGCUCCAGGAGGCGGAUAGAGAGGAAGUAAAGGAGAAAGAAGUUUCAGGGAUUGUCGAUUCUGAGGCCACUGAUGAUAUGGAAGAUAUGGACGAGGCGGUCACAUCUCUCACAUCCCUUGACCCUGUGCCAGACGAGUCCCUUCGCUCCAACGGGCCAUCGGAAGAGCAGGUCUUGGCAGCUCGCACGAUUCAGUAUGCAUAUCACUAUCACAUUUG
This is a messenger RNA of Suillus fuscotomentosus, 875 nucleotides long. RefSeq lists its product as uncharacterized. The transcript is spliced from 3 exons. Lineage: Eukaryota; Fungi; Basidiomycota; Agaricomycetes; Boletales; Suillaceae. The coding region runs from base 89 to 688 and encodes 199 amino acids. The record is from RefSeq and is a predicted model, not a curated record.